Linum tenue is the source of this 1459-nucleotide messenger RNA. The record is from the annotation of a GenBank genome assembly. NCBI's taxonomy places the organism in Eukaryota, Viridiplantae, Streptophyta, Magnoliopsida, Malpighiales, Linaceae.
GUGGAAUCCAUCAUUCCACACAAUUUUUUUUUUUUUGGCUUUUGGAUGAUCAUUCAACUUCACAAAGGAGACCAACGGCCAUCAAGCAAAGGACAACAGCUCUUCCCCUUCUCUGGCCGUCGUCCUCCUUUCUCCGGCGAGGAAAAAAAUGGCGGUUUCGUUAUCCCCAUACUUCUCCCCCAGCACUCUCCUUCAGUCCAAUUUCUCCGCCAAUUCCUCCUCCACCUCCCCUCGCUUCCUUUUCUCGCUCCCGUCUCGCCACUGUCGGAACGGACAGUCUCUCGAAUUCUCGCUUCGUCACCGGAGUCAGACGGCAGUCGUCUCAGCCAUCUCAGGAUCCCCUGGAAUCGGAUCCUCCAGCUCUGUGAGCGAAGAGACGACGACGAAUACAUUGGACAGCGUUAAGGUGGUUGAUCUCAGUGGCAAUGAAAUUCCAGUUUCUGAUUUGUGGAAGGAUCGGAAAGCCGUCGUUGCAUUUGCUCGCCAUUUUGGAUGCGUGCUUUGCCGGAAACGGGCGGAUUAUCUCGCUGCUAAGAAGGAUGCAAUGGAUGCAGCUGGAGUUGCUUUGGUUUUGAUUGGACCUGGCAGUGUCGAUCAGGCAAGAACUUUCUUUGAGCAAACGAAAUUCAGAGGAGAAGUCUAUGCAGAUCCAAACCACUCGUGUUAUGAAGCGUUAAAUUUUGUUUCUGGAGUUGGAACAACUUUUACUCCCAAGGCAGGUCUUAAGAUAAUACAACUAUACAUGGAAGGUUACCGACAGGACUGGAAACUCUCAAUGGAAAGUGACACCGUCAACAGAGGAGGCUGGUAUGUUGGUGGACAUCUACAUUCCUCGAUUGCAUCCCUCAUUUAUGAAAACCUCCAUGGGACUUUUGCAAUUACUGUUUUGUGUCUGUAUGGACUUUGUGUGCACGGCUUAUCUAUCGUCUCCCUGCCAACUCGGCAAAAAGGAAAGCACUGAGAUUCUGUGCGAACAUUCUGAUCAAGUCGGGAUAGUGUGGAUUACUUGACGAACUAUGGACGUUUUGCUGUUGUGUUUUUUAUUCAGGAGGCAAGGAGGGAUAAUAGUUGCAGGCCCUGGAAAGACUAAUAUAUCAUACAUCCACAGGGAUAAAGAAGCUGGUGAUGACCCAGAUAUUGAAGAAGUACUAGGUGCAUGUUGCCGGUAAAGGGAGUUACAUAUGGGUGGGUAGUUCCCGUCACGGGUGAAUGUGGGAUAGUAGAAUGCAUAGCUUAGAAAGUAGAAACUGUAUAUCUGCAAAUACGUUUCAGAGAGCGAUACAAAAUGAAAAUAUUGUUUGUGAUUUCUGUUUUGACGGCUGUUAAACUGACAAAAAAUAGCUUUACUGAUUUAAGUGGAACCUGCGUGCAGCAUCUUUGUAGCAACAUCGUGGGAGAAAAUAUUUCUUGAGCUCCCGUGGUGAUGAAGAAUCAGUAUAAGGCUUUUGUUAGUCACAGA